Molecule: messenger RNA, 4224 nt
Organism: Trichoderma breve
Lineage: Eukaryota; Fungi; Ascomycota; Sordariomycetes; Hypocreales; Hypocreaceae
Product: heterokaryon incompatibility protein (HET) domain-containing protein
Exons: 1
Coding region: 1-4224 (1407 amino acids)
Source: RefSeq, a predicted model, not a curated record
AUGGCCUCGAUGACCAGUAUAUCCGAUAAGAUUGCAAGGGUCACUGACCUGAGCAACUACACAGAUAUCACUCCUGAAAAGAUCAAGAAGAUCUUUGAUGAUAUCGGCAGCAGCCCAGAGAAGCUCCGAGCAGCCUUGAACCUAUGGUUUGUCCCGGAUUUUAAGCCAACUUUCACACGGACAAAGGAUAGUGCUCUCUCUACCCUGCAAGACAUUGAGUUUCUCGAGGCUCCAGAUACGGAGCGGCCCCAACGGCCGUUACGCAUGAUCGACCUUGAUACUGGCAACAUAGUCGAUGCGUGGAACAUUUCCCAUCUUGACUCAUAUUGCAUACUGUCUCAUCGUUGGAAAGGAGAUGAGAUCACCCUGGCUCAUUUUAUGCGUGCCAGGGAGAAGCAUAUGGAGCGCAUAAGAACCAGAACUGGGGCUGCCUCCAAUGUCGAGACUCUAGCUGCCCAGAGCGAUGAUAUUUCUCUGGUGCUUGAGCAGUGUAAACUCGAUAUAAUCGACCAACAACAAAUAAUCGAGAUGAUCUUACAACAAGAAUCGGAGGGCUUGAGCGUGGAAGAACUUAUUAAGAGAAAGGUUGAGGCCAACGAAAUGAAAUGGAAAAUGAAUUCGGCCCGGCAAACUCGAGAUUCCAAGAAAUCACUGGUUGAUCUGAGUAAGAUCGAGAAGAAGAUGUUCGACACCAUAAUCCACCGCGCCGGAAAGGUUGUUGACGGCAAUACGCAAGAUUCACAAAAUGCGGGAAUUCCCACCGCAACUGCGGAAAGCAUUGUCAGUGGUGGCCCUGAUAUGCCACAGCCAGAGAACUCGGAUCAUGCUACCACAUCUACGGUUGUUAGCAAGGCAGAGGAAGCAUACGCCCAAGCAGAGAAGGACUUUGAGGAUUUGCUUUUAAAGCAGAAGGCUGUUGGGGAACGUACUCAAAUCUUUCAGAAGAGCAACCGCCUCGGUGAUGAAGUGGAUGAGUUGAUUCGUCGCCUACAGAGGUGGAAGUCAGCUAUCAAGUUGAACAAUUCGAUAAAAGAGGCGCAAAGAAUAUUCCGGACAAGUCAUUUCCAGAGACGCGGGGCUCGCUACAUCUGGUCUGACACAUGCUGUAUCGACAAGAAGAACUAUGGAGAAUUAUCCCAGUCUUUGUCGUUAAUGGGAGAUUGGUAUUCUAAUGCCGAGUUUUGUCUUGUACAUUUGGAUACCAACUGGCGUGAAGCUGACGCGAUUGACGAUUGGCUCAAAUUUGGGAGAGAGGUGAAGAACAGCGGAGACAAAGUGCCAGCUGCAACUCCCAACAUCCCAAGCUUCCGAGAGAUAAAGUCUACAAUUGAGUGGGCAAGCCGAGCAUGGACAUUGCAGGAAUUGGUCAUGAGCAAAAUGACAUAUUUUGUCAACUCAGAAUGGACACCUCUCAGUCGUCCCAUUGAAAAUCUUGGGGAUAUAUAUCCUCUAGUUCCAUUCAUUGAACUUCAUACCCAGGGAAUUGAAUCAAACAUCUACGCGGGCCCACCAGAAGUCAUUAACCACGCAAAGCUUUCUCAAUGGAAAAUUGGGGAUUUCGACGCGCUCAUUCCGUAUUUACGAGAAACAGACAUUGAACUUGUCAACGAGAGCAACAACGGUGGCCACUGGGAAACAAGCUACCAGAUCGAAGCAGAGCAAGUUAGAGAGUCGAUACAGCUUAUCUCUGUACUCAAUGCUCUAGGGUUCCGCUUUCCAGCCAAUAUGACAGUAGAGACUGCCACGUCCGAGAUUUCACGAGCUGUCUAUCUCGCCGCCUCCGAUUUGGAUAGAAGCAAGCGUCACGGAUCUGACGAGAGUGGAAUACGUCUCCUAACAGAGCUCAAGAAAAACCACCUGCCUAAUCCAUCUGGCGAUGCAAGUCCAAGUGAUGCGAAUGAUACCGAAGAAGUCAUCAAAUUUCUCUUACUUUGUCUUGUCGCGAAAGCAGGUGAUCUCAUCGUCUCUGACAGACGUUUUAUAGCCGACUUUGGAGGUGUGAGACCACUCACAACGUGGAAAAGCGGAAUUGCUCGCAGUGGAUUCCCCGCGCAGUUAGUUCUACAACUCUCUUGCAGUCGAGUUGCCACGGUUCCAGUCGAUCACGUCUAUGCUCUCAUGGGUAUUCUUGGUGUUCGAUUCCCAUCGUUCCAUGCGGAAGGUUACGCGAAAGCUCUUGCUCGCCUUUUGGACGAAGUUAUAGUCACCCAUAACGAUGUGUCCGUAUUCAAUUGGGCCGGAGCAGAGAUGGGAAGCCCUGUUCGUGGUCGAUCCAUGUAUCCCGCGUCUCACAAGGCAUACGGGACCGACGAAGAUCGUGGUCGGCGAUACAAUAUGAUGAUUUCAGCAAAAGUGAGACAAGACCGAAAACAAACGAUGGUCACUUAUCAUGGUAUCAUCCAAAUGCUCCGCGAUGCGAUAGACUGCGUGAAGGACAAGAGACGUGAGAGUAUACCUUUGCACUGGGUGCGAGAAAUAACAUCGUUCAUAAGCAACUCUAGCUUUGAGAACCUUCAGCCACAGCUGGUUAACAUUGGCAAAAUUCUUCUCUACGUCAAACUACACUGCGAACAGCUGAAGAAAUCAGCCUCUGACCAGAGUCUUCAGAAUGAUGGCUUGAAGGAUGCAACAAGUAAUGAUGAGAAGUCUUCAUGGUCGCUCAAUUUAACCCCGUCUCUUCCGAGCCUGAAAUCUUCCUCUGAGAAAGUGACCUCGAGCCUUCCAGGAUUUGGACUAAGCAAGAACAUCAAAUCAGGAUUCGGCAAGUUUUCCUCCAAGACAUCGGGGAAAGCUGUGCCGCAGGAAGCAACACCCGCUCCUCCCGCAGCGCCCCCCGCGCCGCCUGUGCCAGCAGAGCCUGAGUGGAAACAACUCGACUCAGGCGUGACCGAGUAUAUGAGGAUUAUGUACGAUGCCGAGAAAUCACAAGGCGAAAAAGAAAAUCCUCUACCAAAGAAGAUAAAAGACAUCGCUUUCAACGUCAUCGAGCCCGAGGGACUGGAGAGGCAAAUGAGUGACGACGGCGAGAAGAUUACGGCCGAAAACCUGGCGUGUCCAAACCCGAUCAUAGUCAAUAGCUCGGGAAUUGAGGGCAUCUUUGACAUACAACGAAUUGUUGUGACAAUGAUUGACCGGGAGAAACUGGUGCGGCAAGUGGCAAAGGCAACCAGUCCGAAGCAAAAGAUUUCUGGCUGGUGCACUAUCAGCACCGGGUUUGCGAAUGUGGCCGUGCAUUUUGCGUGUGAGCAGCGCAUCUUGAAGACACAAUUGGACGUAGAAAAGGCGACUGAAGACAAGAUCAUCAAAGAAACCACCAGAGCGAAGAAACUUCAGGGAAGCAUCGAGCUUCAAAGCGUGGACCAAGUGGUAGAAGGGGGAAUGAACUUGGUCGCAAAUACCGCGGUUGGCAAAGGCAACCAAGACAAACAAGCAGAAGAAAAGGAUACGACGGACUACAUACGCGCCACAAAGGAAGAAAAGACAGUCGUCAGAAUGCUCGAUUACAUUCAAGAGCCACAGCUUCAGCUUGUUGCUGGAGAAUGGGUAUUGGCGCGGUUCUCUGGAGUUCCGGGGGCAAAGUGGUUUCUCUGUUUCCUCGAAUUGGGCUCAACACAUCAAUUCUAUGGCCAGCGCGUCGCCGCUACUGAAAUCGACUUUACCAACUCUGCAGUAGAGCCUGGACUCAUGAGUGCGUGGCAGAUAUACAUGGACCGCAAGAAGAGAAAGAUGUGCAAGAUCCUGGAAACGUACAUCAAGAGCUCUGAGAACGCGAAGCAAGGUGAAGAGAAGUUGUCAAAAGCUACAAAUCUGGCAAAUGAUAGCUAUGACAAGCUUACCGAUGCGGGACUCCAGAGAUUUGAGACAGCCAAGAGUUUCUCUCCGAUGUCGCCUCUCUCGAAGAGGUUCCCAUUUUCGACAAGCAGUGAAGCUGUCAAUGAUACAAAAGCCAAUGUCGCCGACGCUGAUGAUGAAGACGAUGACAACUUUUUCGACGACCUCCUCGAGCAUGCAAAAGAGGCCGCAAUAUCACUUGGUCAUUACACUGUUUUAGCAGCUUAUGAAAAGUUUUUUGAGAUGCAAGCUAAGCAUAUGGACAAAUAUCUUGCGGUUUCGGUCCUCAAGAAGACUCCAAAGAUUCUUCAGAGCGCUGUAGAGAAUCUUGAUGAAAACAAAGGAUUCCUUCCUGCCAUGUUCCAUUCUGGAAAGAGAGUACAUAUGUUUUAG